AAUGUAAAUAAUAUAUUUUGGUGAAUUUAAUAAAGGAUUAAAGGUAGAUUAAUGGAAUUACAUGAACAUAAGUGAAAAUUCUAAUUAUACAAUUAUGUAAAUACAUAGUCAAAUUUACCUAUCUUCAUACCUUUCAAAUUAUAUUUACCAUUAUAAGUGACUUAAAAAUGAAAAUUCAAUCCUUCAUCAAGCUCUACCCACCUUCCAAUCUUUAUCAAACUCUUCUCUCCUUCACCAUAUGAUCCACAACUACUUAUACAUCCUUACAUUUAUGAUUCUUUGAAUACUAUAUCCUAUAUACCUACCUUCAGAACUUUCAUAUUAUUGACAUCAUUGUGAACAUACAUUUACCUUACUUUUUAUUAUCUUUUUUGUAGAAUCC
Messenger RNA from Paramecium sonneborni, 382 nucleotides. NCBI's taxonomy places the organism in Eukaryota, Ciliophora, Oligohymenophorea, Peniculida, Parameciidae. The record is from the annotation of a GenBank genome assembly.